AUGCCUCCGAGCGCGCUAGAGCCCGUCAUAACUCCCGAGCCUCCCAAAGACACCACGAAGCAGAGUACACCGCCACCCAGCAACCCCGCGCACGAGGAGCACCAAUACCUCUCUCUGAUCCGCGAUAUACUCGAAAAUGGCGAGCAUCGCCCAGACAGGACGGGAACCGGCACACGCGCAAUUCCUUUUCCCGCACAAAUGAAGUUCGCAUUAUCGCGACCUUCGAGCAACCCUACACAGCCACCAGAACUCAUCCUGCCCCUCCUCACAACGAAAAGAGUAUUCACUCGUGCCGUAAUUGGCGAGUUGCUAUGGUUUGUCGCAGGUAGUACACACAGCAAGUCUCUCUCAGACGCUGGUAUCAAGAUCUGGGACGGCAACGGCAGUCGGGAGUACCUCGACAAGGUGGGCCUAAACCACUACGAGGAAGGCGAACUAGGCCCAGUAUACGGCUUUCAGUGGCGGCAUUUUGGCGCCGAGUACAAGGGACAUGCAGAGGAUUACACAGGCCAAGGUGUCGACCAACUAGCUGAGAUAAUCGACAAGUUGAAGAACAAGCCCUACGACCGGCGCAUCAUACUGAGCGCAUGGAACCCCGCAGAUAUCAAGAAGAUGGCCUUGCCACCUUGCCAUAUGUUUGCACAAUUCUAUGUUUCCUUCCCGGGACACAAGCAAGGUGAAGAACGACCAAGAGGCGUCCUACAUUCCCUCCUCUACCAGAGAUCCUGCGAUAUGGGUCUCGGUGUACCUUUCAACAUCGCUUCCUACGCACUUCUCACCCACAUGCUAGCUCAUGUGUGCGACCUGACGCCCGGUACAUUUACACAUACAAUGGGAGACGCACACGUAUACAUCGACCACAUAGAUGCGCUGAAGGUGCAGCUGGAGCGCGAACCGCGAGAGUUCCCUACACUCAAGAUCAACCGAGAGAUUGGGGGCAGCAUCGAUGGUUGGAAAGCCGAAGAAUUUGAGGUCCUGGAUUACAAACCACAUGCCGCUAUAUCCAUGAAGAUGAGUGUAUAG
Messenger RNA from Alternaria burnsii, 1023 nucleotides. RefSeq names its product bifunctional dihydrofolate reductase-thymidylate synthase. Gene Ontology annotation, biological process: dTMP biosynthetic process. Gene Ontology annotation, cellular component: cytosol; mitochondrion. The transcript has a single exon. NCBI's taxonomy places the organism in Eukaryota, Fungi, Ascomycota, Dothideomycetes, Pleosporales, Pleosporaceae. The record is from RefSeq and is a predicted model, not a curated record. Gene Ontology annotation, molecular function: thymidylate synthase activity. The coding region runs from base 1 to 1023 and encodes 340 amino acids.